ACAUAUUUUGUUACUACGGUAACGAAUUUAUUCGCCGAAAGAUACACAGCUGAAGCAGUUACCGGGCAUUAAAUUUCUGACAUCCUUAUCUAUAUUGUUGAAUUUAUGUAUUGUUCACUUAUUUUUCUUGCGAAAGAAGUUUUGAAUAAAACAACGAUGACAUUAUGAAUGGAAAAGAAUAUGUAAUAUUUAAAUUCUAUACGGAAAAGGAUAAAUAUACAAGUUUGUUACUAUCAUGGUACAAUUAGAAGAUCGGAUGAAGAACGAAGUCCUGGCUACCUGACAAAGUCGGGAAAAGAUGCUAAAAUACCAGACAUGUCUGGUGAUUUUACUUAGUUCCGUUUUCCAAGCAUCUACAAUGAUACAGAAGCUUGAUAUGCCUGGAGGAUUGCAGUCUUAUUUUAAUGGCGCGAAACUGCAGCAUAAUGUGUCUGAUGUGACAGGUGAACAGAUAUUCUGGGAAUGCAUGCAAAGAGUCAUGUGGCAAAUGGCUGAGCAAAUGGGCCACAACGUCACGCGCGAGACACGUGAUUAUUUAGAUCGUCUGCUGCAGAUUGCUGUUGAUUCAAUUGAUACUCAGUUUCCGCGAAUCAGGAAGGAAUAUCGAAUGAUGUCAGACGCUGAACGUGACAGAUUUCAUAAAUCCAUACUUGCAUUAAAAGAAGAUACGACGUUGAAACCCAAUGUAUAUACAGCUAUAGCAGAAUUGCAUGCUGGGGAAGUUAUACCAAUGGCACAUUUUGGGGCUGGUUUUCCCGGAUGGCAUCGUGUCUUUCUACUUAUUUUCGAAACAGCUCUGAGAAUGAAAGACCCGUCAGUGUCUAUACCUUACUGGGCGUCUAACCUGGACAGUGAAAUGGAUGAUCCAACAAUGUCUGUUAUUUGGUCUGACAAAUUCUUUGGCAAUGGCGAUGGGUUUGUCACCACUGGUCCGUUUGCAGAUUUUAAAAUUCACAGUUCCGGUUCUAUACUUACCAGGAAUAUUGGUUCUUCAGGAUCACUUAUGACAAAUAAAGGCAUCCAUGGAAUCUUAUCCCAAAAUCAUACAAGAGAUAUUGUUAGUCCUACGGCGCCUCAGGCUCAUAAUUUAGAGCUACAACAUAAUACUGUUCAUGCAUGGAUGGGUGGAAAUAUGGACGAUCUAAGUACAAGUGCCGAAGAUCCAGUUUUCUUUUUGCAUCAUUCUUUUGUUGACUACCUUUGGGAAGAGUUUCGUACGAAACAAAAAAUGCUUGGCAUUGAUCCUGAAAUUGACUACCCAGUAGAUAAUUGGGGAGAUGAUUCGCAUGCGCCGGAAGCAAUUAUCGGCUUCGGUGACUUGAGAAAUGUGGAUGCAUUGAGUAACGUGUUGGCGAACAUGGUCAAGUAUGACCCUUCGCCAGUGUGUACGCGUUCUCAUCCAACAUGCAUCUCAAAAUAUCUGAAAUGUGACACGUCUAAGUCACAUCCUAUAUGUGUGAGUUUAUCGCGUGAAGAAAUUGAAGGAGACAAAGUUCGAGACAACGAGAUUUGUGUUGAAGCGCACCUAACUCGUGCUGUGCAAAAUACUUUCGCAAUUAAUCAGUACUGUGAUAUGAGGAAAUGGUCUUAUAUUCCAGUAAAAAUUGUGCUGCAGAGACCCCCUGAAUUCACAAACUAUAAGGCAUACCCUGUCUUUAAUAAUAGGCCAGUUACUACAGCUGAUGUUUUUUCAACUAUAUCCAUAAAUAAAACAAUCAGCGGCAAACUUGCUGCAUAUCCUAAUUGUAAACUUACGAGUUCUGUGGCGCGUAAAAUAUAUGUGGAAUCGUACGGUUUGAAUUAUUACGGUAAAUAUAAAGAUUUUACCGUUUUGGACCAAAGACACGCAUUGUCGUCUGCUGUCACUUAUCUUGGGGUUAAAAGCCCUGAUUCAAACUUUACAGAUGUUAUUGUGUACGCCUUUGAUUACUGUGGUAGAACGUGUAGACCAUUCUGUCUAGAUAGAUCUGUUAAUCCGCCGAAAUCAUCCCCUUGUUCGGGCGUUAUAAGAAUUACACCAGACGAACCUAAACUGUACGGAAAUAAUUAUGCAGACUCUGUGAACGGUGUAUGGACUGCUGAACAUCCGGAUGAUUUGCCGGUUGAUGCAUCAGACCCCGUUUUUAUAACAUUUUAUUGUGACUAUUCGGGGGUGUGGCCAUGGGAUGAGGACCUUCAAAGGAAAACACAUGGCCGAAGAAAUAGUCCCAAACAAAACUUGAAAUCGAAACCUGUUUUACGAGAAACUAGUAGUAUAAAUAGUGUUAUUAAACCAAAAAUGAAUGUUGUUAGAAAGAUAAAACCAGUGCGAAAAGGUGCAAAGAAAAUUAGAGCGAAAAUACAGAGCAAAUCUACCAGAAGAAUAACAAUUAUAAAAGUUCGGCCAAAGAGGCCACCAGCUACCACACCAAAGCCAGCAUUGAGACAUAUACCUAGUUUUAGGGUAAUAGAUUUGUCGUCUGCUACUAGCAGACCACCCAAAAGUCACAAACAAACAAAUCUUAAUAAACGUUUUGGCAAAACACGUGCGAUAUAUCCAAAAAGAAUGCCUUUGCCACAGAAAAGACUUUUUACACCUAGAAACAUCCAUCUUGAAUUCCAGAGACAAAAAGGGGCACCCAAAGGCAGAUUUCCCCCGAGAGAUAAUUGUCGGCUAAAUCCUGGCUGUUUCUUGUCCGUACCAUGUUCUCCGUGUCAGCAUAAAUCCAGACAACCAUGUCGAUCUCCAAGUCGCAUGAUUGCCAUCUGCGUCAAUGGAAUUUACAUGCUUGAACCUUUGUUCUUCAACUUUAUGGGAUAAAUUUGAAACAGUAUCUGUUUUAUCAUAUUGUUCGUGGUGUAAUACAAAGUAAUGUUGUACAAGUUCAAAAAAUGUUGCCGCAAUGAAAUUGUUAUCUGUUCUGUCAAUUUUGUUUAUCUUGCCUAAAUGAUAAGUUGGUUAUAUUUUAUCGUUAUAGAAAUAAAAUUGAAUUCGGCUUUCAAUUUAUGUAUA
Molecule: messenger RNA, 2992 nt
Organism: Mercenaria mercenaria
Lineage: Eukaryota; Metazoa; Mollusca; Bivalvia; Venerida; Veneridae
Exons: 6
Coding region: 299-2800 (833 amino acids)
Molecular function (GO): oxidoreductase activity
Source: RefSeq, a predicted model, not a curated record